GCCGCUGGCUGGCAGCGGCCGGGCGGGUCGGUGCUGGGCUGUACGCACUUUGCGUAGCGAGAGGGGUUUCCAAGGGCUUAGUACUUGGCCUAGAGUAAGCCGGACCUAUCCCCUGUAGGGGGUAGGUGAGGGGCGAGGCUGGAAGGAGAGAAAGGAAACUGGGGAGAUUGAGGGGAUUAUAAUUUAUUUUAAAAGAGGGGCGGGAGAGGCCAUGGCCGUCCCAGCCAAGAAGAGGAAGAUGAACUUCUCUGAGCGGGAGGUGGAGAUCAUCGUGGAGGAGCUGGAGCUGAAGAAGCACCUGCUGGUGAACCACUUCGACGCCGGGGUCCCUCUGGCCGCCAAGAGCGCGGCCGGGCACGGCAUCCUGAGAAGGGUCAACGCCGUGGCCACCUGCCGCAGGGAGCUGCCAGAGGUCAAGAAGAAGUGGUCCGACCUCAAGAGCGAGGUCCGUCGCAAGGUGGCCCAGGUCCGGGCCGCCGUGGAUGGAGCUGGCGGGCCUGGGACAGGCGGUGGCGGUGGCGGCAGUGGCCCAGCAGUAGCCCCUGUACUGCUGACCCCCAUGCAACAACGCAUCUGCAACCUCUUAGGCAAGUCACCCCACAUUUCUGUUUCCUCAUCUCUGAAAAUUAGUACAAAGUGUCUGGCCUUGUUGCCCCGUGGCCUUGGGGCUCAGGUGACCUGUUGGCUUUUUCCAGAGACCACUUAUCACAUGCUGGAGGAGGGCGUGGUGGACUACUGCACAGCCGAGGCACCCCCGCCUCUGCCGGCCGAGGCCCCCGUGGAGAUGAUGGCCCAGCAUACGGAUACCUCCGUCAAGCCGCAGGCACUCAAGAGCCGCAUCGCCCUCAACUCCACCAAGUUGAUCCAGGAGCAGUGGGAAUCCAACCUGCAUGUGAAGGAGAUUGCCCAGCACCUGGAGCAGCAGAACAACCUGCUGCAGAUGAUCUGCCGCUCACAGGAGGUGCAGGCCUGUGCCCAGGAGCCUCAGGCACAGGCCAUGGAGGGCACCCAGGCCGCCCUGAGUGUCCUCAUUCAGGUGCUCCGGCCCGUGAUCAAGGAUUUCCGCUGCUAUCUGCAGAGCCACACGCCCAGUCCUGCCCCUGCUUCCGAGCCUGGACAGGUGACUCAGAACGGGCAGCCAGACAGCAUCAUCCAGUGA
Messenger RNA from Carlito syrichta (Philippine tarsier), 1159 nucleotides. It is a transcript of the gene NAIF1, whose product is annotated as nuclear apoptosis inducing factor 1. The coding region runs from base 212 to 1159 and encodes 315 amino acids. Lineage: Eukaryota; Metazoa; Chordata; Mammalia; Primates; Tarsiidae. The transcript has 3 exons. The record is from RefSeq and is a predicted model, not a curated record. Gene Ontology annotation, cellular component: nucleus.